AUGGAUGAGAUUAAGAGAAUACUCAAACAAAAAGAAGACAGCUAUAAAGUACUGAAUGUUUCAGCGGGCAGUUCAAAGGAAGAAAUAAGAAAGAGCUACAAAAAAUUAGCAAUAAAGAUACACCCUGAUAGAAACUCCCACCCGAAUGCGUCUGAAGCAUUUAUUGUACUGCAGAAUGCGUAUGAAGACCUAACAGAAGGAAAGCCAAAGUAUACGCAAGCACAUGAGUAUAGAAGAGGGCACAGGACAGAUAAUACAUUUACGCAGGAGGAUUUAGACCACAUUAUGAAGUGGUAUACAGCCAUGAGUGGUGCGAAUUAUACGUUUUCUUAUGGGUCAUUUAAUUACGGGCCGAGUGCUUUUCAGCAGACAUUUUAUAGAAGAAGGCAGUCUCCUCAGAUAGAAAUAUCAAAUAGAAUAGCAGUUGUUUUGCUAGUUUUAUUGUUUGUAUACAGUCUUUUAAGAUAGGG
Molecule: messenger RNA, 470 nt
Organism: Nematocida parisii ERTm1
Lineage: Eukaryota; Fungi; Microsporidia
Exons: 1
Coding region: 1-468 (155 amino acids)
Biological process (GO): cellular response to misfolded protein
Cellular component (GO): endoplasmic reticulum membrane
Molecular function (GO): Hsp70 protein binding
Source: RefSeq, a predicted model, not a curated record